This is a messenger RNA of Dacryopinax primogenitus, 1131 nucleotides long. RefSeq lists its product as uncharacterized. NCBI's taxonomy places the organism in Eukaryota, Fungi, Basidiomycota, Dacrymycetes, Dacrymycetales, Dacrymycetaceae. Bases 1 to 1131 code for a protein of 376 amino acids. The transcript has 3 exons. The record is from RefSeq and is a predicted model, not a curated record.
AUGUCUAUUGCGGCUUUGGCUUUCCCUAUCGAGCUGGAUGAGCGCGACCAGGAAUUGGGGUUGGUUCCUAGAAGAGGACCAAGUGGGGGUUCGCACAGUGGUGGUGGUAGUAGUGAAGGUGGUGGUGAGGGUGAAAGCGGUGGAAGCUCUGGGUCGAGUGGGUCCAGCUCGAAGAGUGAAGGAGAAGGAGAAGGAGAAGGAGGGGAAGAAGGAUCCUCCGGCAGCUCUGCCACCGGCAAGUCUACGCCUGAGGAGGCUCCGCCGCCGUACGACCCUCCUCCUUCAUAUCAUUCCUCCUCAAGCCAGUUCCACACCUCUACAGGCGAGGCCGUCGCUGCGUACGGCGGGGGGUCCACGACGAUCAAGCAGCUUCCCGCUGGUGUACCCUUUACCGGAAGGUCGUAUGACGGUGGUAUCCGCCCCCAGGUAUAUGGGAGCAGGACAUUCGGUAGCGGGUAUCCCUAUGGAGGGGGAGGGUACUGGCUCGUAGGACGACCGUUUCCUUUUGGCUUCUGGCCGGUAUACUAUUAUCCGUAUUAUUAUGGGGAUCAUGAGUAUGGACCUGAGAACAACUCCUCGCGCCCUGGAGGUGCGGAGUCGAUGGCCCUUGUUCAAUCUACCAACGCAUCUAUCUCCUCCAACGCGUCCCUCUCGAGCAACACAAGUUCCAACAGCACAGCACCAUCGAACAGUACCUCCAUCCCACUUAAUACCUACGCGAUCAUGGGCGAUUCUGACUCUGUUCGCGCUGUGCUUGACGCGCUCGUACUCAACUGCAGCGUCAUAAACUCCACUAUUAUGCCCUACAAUGCGAACGCUUCCGGCUCAGUCCAGCCCGAACAAGCAGUACAAUACUACCGCGCUUCAUCGUUCGCACUCUUCCUCGAGGGUUACAAUAACACCGCUGCCUCUGCCGCUAGCGCCCCACCAAGCAACACGACCGCGUCGAACAUGACGUCCGAUACUCCUCUUCCCACUAAUCUCAGUCUCGAUUUCCUGGAUUGUUUGAACCAGACGAUAGGGAAUGCGGUGCCUAUGACGAAUGACGGGAGUGCGCUGGGGCUUCCCGCGCCUGUGUGGAGCUUGGUUGGGCUUUUCUGGCUUGUGUUGAUCAUGGCCAGGCGAGUGUGA